AUGGAUUACCACAUCACCAAUGUCUCUCAAUUUCCAAAGACACCGGCAAGCACGACCCCGGGCCAGACCCCCACUGACGACUUAGACUCCCGACUCUCGACUUGGUUGAUGACACGAGAAGAAGCCCUUGUGCUGGUCCUGGAUUUCAUUGAAAACCCCUUCCAUCUCCUCACCAUCAUACAUGGCCCAGCUGCAAGGUCGACGGUCGACAACUUUUACAUGAGCCUUGCCCAAGGCAAAGACCCAAAUCCGGCGCAUGCUGCGCUGAUUCUCAGCAUCGCUGCCACAAGCGCAUUUUUCUACUACAAAGGUUCCAAGUCACUGGGCUGUUUCACGUCUACCGAAGACGCGACACACACUGCGAUGAUUUGGUUCAAGUCCGCACUCAAUAUCCUUGAGAAAUCCCGACCGAGCACCUACAGCUGUCUCGAAGCGGUACAAGCAAGAUCCGUGUUGGCCUACCUGGUCUACAACAUGGAGGGGUGUUCUGAUCGCUUUAGGCACCUACAUGGCUGCUCGCUGACGGCGGCCCGGGAAAUUUGUCUGCACUUGAUUGACAGCCCUUCCUCAGACCAACAGGAAGACGUCACCACGAGGGAAAUCAAACGAAGGGUCUGGUGGCACAUUGCAGCAACGGACUGGAUGCUCGGCUUGAUGGGUGGACCAACGGAUGGAACAUACAACGUACAACCAAGACAGAUGAACGUCAAGUACCCUCGCAACAUCAACGACGACGAAGCCAGCCUCUCCGAUGAGAACUUCACAAUGCCUCCAGAUACUGUGACCAUGCUGACCUGCUUCAUCAAACGCAUCGAGCUCGCCGAGAUCGCCCGGUCCAUCAUUGACGCCAGAACCCCCGGAGUCCCUGACGCCGAGCUCACCGACUACGACAAGGUCCUCGAGCUAGACCGUCUUUUCAAAGAUGCUUUUUCUGGUUUCCCUCCAUUCCUCCACCCAGACGGCCCCAUCCCUCCCAACGCUCCGCAGUACCUUGCCCUCCAGAGAGACGUCGUUCUCCUUGGUUUCCACUCUCGACGGGCACGACUACACCGCCCCUUCCUAUUACAUGACAAGCAAGACGCCCAAUAUCGGCCGUCGCGUGAGAUUUGCCUUCAAUCUGCUCGCGCAGUUCUCUCCAUUACAACGGCUCUCCUCCGAGCUUCGCAAGACAGGGGGGUCGUCUCUGUUCUCAAUGUCAAUGUAAGAGCUAUGAGCUGCCGGCUGGGUUGCGUUAUUGGUCAUAUGUUCAUGGCAUGUACAAUCCUGGCUCUUAACGCUGGACUGGAUCCUGGUAGAGGGACACCAGCGGUCGAAGAGGGACGCGGUGUACCAUCGGACGCGAUGGCGAAGACCCACGCGGAAGUGGCAGAUGCCUGUCGCGCGCUCGCCUCUGCUGGAGAGGAGUCGGCAGUGGCGGAGAAGCUCGUAAGAAACCUUGUUGGCGUGUUACGUCGCUAUCGUAUCCAAGGCAUGGAGGAUGUCGUCUCGUCGGAGUCAGAACACACAAAUGCAUCCGACGCAGACUCCACGAAAAAUGGCCUGGAUGAAGGUACGGGAACCAACAAGAAGGCCGGCGGAUCAGAUGACAAUGACGACGUUGGCUACUCAAGCAUGUUUAGCGAGGAUGAUCUCGGCCUUCAGGGACUUUGGGGUGACAUGCUGGGUGAUACGACCGCGUUCGGAUGGGACCAACUGUUCGCUGGGCUCGACACGUACUGCGGACCCACCUGA
This is a messenger RNA of Colletotrichum spaethianum, 1731 nucleotides long. Its product is annotated as putative transcription factor sre2. The transcript has 2 exons. Bases 1 to 1731 code for a protein of 576 amino acids. The record is from RefSeq and is a predicted model, not a curated record. Gene Ontology annotation, molecular function: DNA binding; zinc ion binding. Lineage: Eukaryota; Fungi; Ascomycota; Sordariomycetes; Glomerellales; Glomerellaceae. Gene Ontology annotation, biological process: DNA-templated transcription.